This is a messenger RNA of Lycium barbarum (goji berry), 675 nucleotides long. RefSeq names its product histone H3.2. Gene Ontology annotation, molecular function: structural constituent of chromatin; DNA binding; protein heterodimerization activity. Gene Ontology annotation, cellular component: nucleosome. The record is from RefSeq and is a predicted model, not a curated record. Bases 74 to 484 code for a protein of 136 amino acids. Lineage: Eukaryota; Viridiplantae; Streptophyta; Magnoliopsida; Solanales; Solanaceae. The transcript has a single exon.
CAUGUCUCAAAUCCACCAAUUCAAAAGCUUUUCCUAGUCUACAAUCUGUUUUGCAUAUUAGCAUAAAUUCAAAAUGGCUCGCACUAAGCAAACAGCCCGCAAAUCGACAGGUGGAAAGGCACCAAGGAAGCAGCUAGCCACCAAGGCUGCCAGAAAGUCAGCUCCGGCUACUGGAGGAGUGAAGAAGCCUCACAGAUUCAGGCCUGGAACUGUUGCUCUCAGAGAAAUCAGGAAGUACCAGAAGUCUACUGAGUUGUUGAUAAGGAAGCUUCCGUUCCAGAGGCUGGUCAGGGAAAUUGCACAGGAUUUCAAGACAGAUCUGAGGUUCCAGAGCAGUGCUGUUGCUGCUCUACAAGAGGCUGCUGAGGCUUAUCUCGUUGGGCUCUUUGAAGAUACUAAUCUCUGUGCAAUCCAUGCUAAGAGGGUUACGAUCAUGCCGAAAGACAUUCAGCUUGCUAGGAGGAUUCGUGGAGAGAGGGCUUAGAGAAGAAGCUUUAUUUGUGUUAUCUUUCUUAGGGUUUUAUUUGUGUCUUUUGUUGAAUGUUAGGGUUGGUGAUGUAUAUCAAAUGACUUGUUUCAAUCCAAUUACUAUGUAUACCUCUGGUUUAGUACUAUGAUGAAAUCUGUAGUUCAUUUUGUUUCAAUUAAAGGUGCUGCUCAUAUUAUGUUUGAGUA